Molecule: messenger RNA, 399 nt
Organism: Gongylonema pulchrum
Lineage: Eukaryota; Metazoa; Nematoda; Chromadorea; Rhabditida; Gongylonematidae
Source: the annotation of a GenBank genome assembly
AUGAUCCGGUCGGCACUGAAUUUCUGGCAGCGUGAAACAUGCGUUCGUUGGGAGGAAAAUGGUGCUGGUCAUGAUCGCGUCGUGUUUCUUCGCGGAAGCGGAUGUUAUUCGAGUGUUGGUCGAACUGGCGGUCGCCAGCAAAUUUCAAUCGGAUACGGUUGUGAUGACCUUGGAAUAAUAACGCAUGAAAUUGGCCAUUCGUUGGGUUUCUGGCACGAGCAAUCGCGGCCGGAUCGUGAUGCAUAUAUCAUACUCCGCAAUGAAUACAUCGCUCAUGGUACCGAGGGAAAUUUCGUGAAACGCUCCGAUUCUGAAAGCGAUUCGAUGGGAUUGCCUUUCGAUCUCGGCUCCGUUAUGCAUUAUGGGCCUAACGCUCGUAAGUUUGUACGCGGCACCUAA